Belonocnema kinseyi is the source of this 615-nucleotide messenger RNA. RefSeq names its product 60S ribosomal protein L15 (gene RpL15). The transcript has a single exon. Gene Ontology annotation, molecular function: structural constituent of ribosome; RNA binding. Gene Ontology annotation, cellular component: ribosome; cytosolic large ribosomal subunit. Lineage: Eukaryota; Metazoa; Arthropoda; Insecta; Hymenoptera; Cynipidae. Gene Ontology annotation, biological process: cytoplasmic translation. The record is from RefSeq and is a predicted model, not a curated record.
AUGGGAGCAUAUAAAUAUAUGCAAGAAUUGUAACGCAAGAAGCAGAGCGAUGUGCUUCGUUUCUUGUUGCGUAUCAGAUGCUGGCAGUAUCGCCAGAUGACCAAAAUGUACCGUGUACCCCGACCUUCCCGCCCCAACAAAGCCCGUCGUCUGGGAUACAAAGCCAAACAAGGUUUCGUAAUCUUCAGAAUCCGCGUACGUCGCGGUGGUCGUAAACGUCCAGUUCCCAAGGGUGCAACAUACGGAAAACCCAAAAGUCAUGGAAUUAACCAACUAAAGCCAACCAGAAAGUUGCAGUCGGUUUCAGAGGAACGAGUUGAUCGUCGUUGCGGCGGUCUUAGGGUUUUGAACAGCUACUGGGUUGCUCAGGACUCUUCUUAUAAAUAUUUCGAAGUCAUUUUUGUUGACCGAGCACAUAAGGCAAUUCAAAAUGACCCAAAGGUUAACUGGAUAGUUAAUGCCGUACAUAAACACCAUGAAUUACGCGGCAAAACAUCUGUUGGAAAGAGUUCUCGUGGCCUGGGUAAAGGUCACAGAUGUUCGCAAACCGUUGGUGGUUCGCGAAAGGCAGCUUGGUUACGCAGAAAUUCAUUAUCUCUGCGCAGAAAGCGUUAA